This is a messenger RNA of Prunus mume (Japanese apricot), 1405 nucleotides long. Lineage: Eukaryota; Viridiplantae; Streptophyta; Magnoliopsida; Rosales; Rosaceae. The record is from RefSeq and is a predicted model, not a curated record.
AUGGAUAACAUACAAGAUAUCACACAAGCGAUGCAGGAAUUCAAAUUUGAAGCUUUUCCUCAGGAAAUCAUACAAGAUAUCCUAUUUAGGCUACCCGUUAAAUCUCUGAUCAAUUGCACCUCAGUGUGCAAGGCAUGGAGGUCCAUGAUCAUGAACAAAACCUUUAUCCGCGCCCACUUAAGCCUAACAGUCGAUUUUGCUAACCAGGAUGACAUUGACCUCCUCCUACUCCACAUAAUUUCUGGUAGCAAUAGCCUCAACUACCACCAAAACACAGUCGUUCACAAGGUGAAAGACGAGGUUCACUAUGUGCAUCAUGAUAACCAAGCAUUUGAUGUGUACUCAAAGAUCGAAUUUCCAAUUGCUGCAAAGAAAAACUACGGCAAUUCACAUCUUCGUGUGACGCAUGGUGGGUACGAUGCUUCUAUUGGGUUCGGUUUUGAUGCUACAACCAAUGACUAUAAGGUUGUGCGAGUUGUGACUUUAUUGGAUUACUAUGAUGAGAAGUCAACUCUAGCUGAGGUUUAUUCCCUAGCCACCGGCACAUGGAUGAGUCUUGGUUGUGUUUCUCCUGCAUGUCUAAUAGAUAAAGCUGCAUCCAGUGCUUUUGUUAAUGGGGUUCUUCAUUGGCCUGUAGCCUGUCAGACAGAUGUUGAAUCUUACUAUAUUAUAUUGACAUUUGAUCUGGGCAAGGAGGUGUUCGGUCAGAUACCUAUGCCGAAGAUUAUUCAACGGGAUUACUAUUUGGGAUUGCAAUUGUCUGUUUCAGAUAACAAAAAAUCUAUUGCUUUGUUCAUGAGGCCCAACAAUCGUGAAGAUUUCUAUUGGGAUUGUGGGCGUGAAGAUUCUGUUCUUGAUAUAUGGGUGAUGAAAGAGUAUGGCAAAGAGGAAUCAUGGACCAAAUUGAUUACUCUCAAUCCACAAUGUCCAGAAACAAUUUUCCUCAGCGCCUUAUGUUUUAGGAAGAGUGGGGAAGUACUGUUACUGCUCAAAGAAAAAGAGAAGCAGGAACUAGUAUCACUAGACCUUGUGAGCAAACAGUUUAAACUUCUUGGGAUUUCUGGAUAUAAAUAUUGUACUGGUCAUUUUUAUAAAGAGAGCCUCCUCUUACUCGACAAGAGCGAUGCAGAGUCAUACCAAGAGAAAGAACAGAUUUUUAGUGCAGCAAUGUUGUUUGCCGAAAGUGCCUGACGUGCCUAAUGCCUGAUGCCUGAUGCCUGAUGUGCAUCAAUGUCCGUUUCUUGUUAUCUAUCUUGCUGAUGUAUUUUUGUUUUCUUGUUCAUUUUUUGCCGAUUUGUAGGGCAGUAGUGUCCUAUGCCUGAAGUGCCUGAUGUUUCUGUGUAUUUACUUGGCCUGGAACAUGUUAUCUAGUAGUUCUUGAACUAUUUAUUCUUCAGCUUUUGGG